Mytilus californianus (California mussel) is the source of this 2416-nucleotide messenger RNA. RefSeq lists its product as uncharacterized. Lineage: Eukaryota; Metazoa; Mollusca; Bivalvia; Mytilida; Mytilidae. The coding region runs from base 88 to 1491 and encodes 467 amino acids. The record is from RefSeq and is a predicted model, not a curated record. Gene Ontology annotation, molecular function: ubiquitin-protein transferase activity. The transcript is spliced from 10 exons.
CAUAGUCGAAAAUGGCAGCCCCUGCUUGACUCACAUGUUGAAGUUGUACGUUUGAUUAGCUGUUGAUAGAUAUAUGAGAAGGUUUAUAUGAUGUCAGGUCAUAUAAAGGUUUCACAUAGUGAACUUUGUUAUGAUGCUGAGGUCUUAUUGCCACUUAAAGAAGAUGUUUUGGAGAGGGAGACACUCAAAUCACAGUUUCCUUCAGCAGUGGGUUUGAGAUACCAUGUAGGAGGGGUGUUGAAAGCCGUUGCAGCUGAUACAAGAGGGUUUUCUUCUCCAGAUGGAGGUUGGGGAACAAGAAGAUAUAUUGUUGUAACAACAGCAGAACGUGCUGGACAAGCAAGAGAUAUCAUUGGCAACAGGCCAAGUACAAGUGGAUUGGCUCAGCAGAUUGCUUCUGUGUUUAAGUCGUCAAAAGCCACUUCACACCCAAGGACACAUUUCUCACCAAUACAGGGAGCUGCCUCCAGAAAAGACAUCAGACAACAAAUGAAGAAGAAGAAGAAGUUAUUUGAAAAGUCAUAUAAAGUUGUUUUUAUUGGAAAUAUAAAAUUGCCAGGCAUUCUGUGUGCAGAUAUUAUCCUAGAAGAAGGAUUAAUUAACAUAAGUUCGGAGGAUACAGAGGACACUAUUAAAAACAAACUACUUGACAUAUUUGACAGUACUGACAAAGAUCCCACCAAGAUCAAUUUUUUAUCGUGCUCCCAUAAAAAAUUAUCCAAACCAAAUGAACCAUCAACAUUCAAAUUUGAUGGAAUAGGGCUGAAGGCUCUGAUUGGUCAAGGGAAGCUAUAUGUUCUCGUCGAGGGCCCUGAGUUCGAAAAUGAUAUGGACAUGAUGGAUCAAAACAAAUUAGAUGACACAGACAUGACAGACGAGGAACUUCCAGUAUUCGGCAAGACACACUCUUUACAGAAACCACAAACAGACAUCACCAAAACUGUGCAAAGUCAAGAUAUAGUGGAAGGUGAUCCGGAAGGUGAUCGGGAAGAUACAGGCACACCGACAAUAACAUUUCAUCCAUCGUGCUUAGAACGUAGAGAGCGUAGAUCUCGAUUAAGCUUGCGGUCAUCUACUGGUAAUGAUGCUCCAGCAUGUCCUUCAACUUACAGGUCAUAUGUCCAGCUGUUUGAAACUGAAAUAGUAACAGUUGAUGACUCUGAUGAUGAAGGUGACAAAACCAUACCAAUGGAUGUUGAUAUCAGUUUGCCAGAGUUAUUAAUAAAGUUACAGUCACAGGUUGACCUGGAGAAGAUAACGAAAUUCAAUAUCAACAGAAACCUUGUUUUAGAUGGUGCUCGGAGUGCCAUCAAAAGGAAAUCCUUCUGUGCUAAAAGCAAGAUAAGUGUGAAGUUUAGGGACGAUGUAGGAAUCGCAGAAGGUGCCAUAGAUGAAGGUGGACCAAAAAGAGAGUUCUUGAGAAUGCUGAUGAAAAAGAUCCAAUACCUGCACAUUUUUGAAGGUCCUGAAAACAAGAAUUUUGGCCUAUAGUACAUCAGCCCUAGAAGACAAUCUGUACAGAGAUGUUGGAUUAUUCUUUUCCCUAUCCAUUGUACACAGAGGACCAUCACCAAAAUUCCUUUCUCCAGCUAUGUACAAUGCGUUAGUGGGACAAGCUGGAGAAAGGAAUAUUGAAGAUAUAGCAGAUGGUGACUUGAGAGGAGAAGUUCAAAAGAAGAUGAGGAUGGUGAAAUUACCUUAGGUGAUGUUUUAUCAUUUGCAACUGGAGCAGACUGUGUACCUCCAUUAGGAUUUGAUCCAUCACCAUCUAUUACUUUUCUUCAUGACUCAGGAUUGUUUCCAAAAGCAAACACAUGCUCAAUGGAGUUGAAGCUUCCAGUUUCAGUAGAUUUUAAUACAUUCAGAAAACACAUGACUUUUGGAAUUGCAAACUCACCAGGCUUUGGACUGGCAUGAACCAUUCAUUGGAGCCUCUAAUUUUAAUAUUCAUCCAUACUUCAUCUUCAUUUUUUGUCUUGCCUGGUGCAAAGGUUGUUACAAAUACAAAUUUGAAUAUUUCUGUAUAAAUAUAUUGAUCAUAUAAAUUCUUAUACAAAUGGUAUCAUGUUGUCGUUGUCCAUAGACAUUUGGUUUUCACACAAUAACUUUAGUAUAAGUAAAUAAAAGUCUAUGAAAUUUAAACGCAUGGUUUUUUACCACAAAAGGAAGGUUGGGAUUGAUAUUUGGAGUUUUGGUCCUAACAGUUUAGGAGGAAGAGGCCAAAAGGGUAAAAUUUUAACUCUUUUUUUGUUUGUUGAUUUCAUCAAAAAUUGAAUUAUUUGGGUUCUUUGAUAUGUCGAUUCUAACCGUGUAUUUGGAUUCUGAAUUUUUGGUCCUGUUUUCGAAUUGGUCUACAUUAAGAUCCAAAGGGUCCAAAAUUAAACUUAGUUUGAUUUUAACAAAAAAAUAAUUCUUG